AUGUCAUCGGCCGAUGAAAACGCUGCUUGUAUGAACAGUGUCUACGAAUUUAUGCAAGAACUGAACACCAAACAUGAAAAUUAUCAAAAUCAGUUCACGGAAAUAAAGAACUCUCUUCGUCUUAUUGAAUAUAGUGAUGCAAUCGAAGACAGUUUACGUACAUAUAUUGAACAACAACCAAGUAUUCGAUUUCUUCGAUUAAAAUGUGAAUUAAAACAAACAUUGAUUAACAAUGAUUAUCAAGAUCAAAUGUUUGAACUGAACUAUCGUCAACAUCAUCCAACUGAACAUCAACAACAAUUGGCUAAACGCCUGUAUGAUAUGAAAUUUGCUUUGGAAAAAGCCAAACAACGAGUGGCUUUCCUGAAACAAUGUAUUGGUUCAAAUAUACCACCGAAGUCAUUCAAUUCUCUUGACAACAUCGCACUGCCAUCGUUUAUCCGUUCCAGUCGACGAUUAGCUGAUCAACACGGGAAGAUUAUUCAACGAACCAAAACAGAUCUAUUCACUGUUUUUAUUCAAGGUGCCGAAUCAACAAUGCGUCAAUAUCAACAACAAUUCG
Messenger RNA from Didymodactylos carnosus, 562 nucleotides. The record is from the annotation of a GenBank genome assembly. Lineage: Eukaryota; Metazoa; Rotifera; Eurotatoria; Philodinida; Philodinidae.